AAAAUCUUUAAAUGGACUAAUGUGAGCAGUUUCCUGAUCAUCCUCAGGUGCUGACUGUUUUAAAUAAGAUGGAGCAGGACCAAAGUUUGAGAGAGCACGAGAGAGCUUCAACAAAAACUACAAGAGGACGUAAACUUCAAUGACAGAGUAACAGCAACAACCUCAGACACCAAACAGCUUCUCCACUCGAAUUUCUCUCCCACAAGUCUGCACUAAAGUGACAUAAUGGCAGCAUCAUCAUUCGCAUCUGAACUCAGGAUUGUGGUGUUUGGAAAGACACAAGACGAAACAACAACACUAAGUAACUUCAUCACAAAGGAUAAAGUUUUUCCUAAUCCGAAAAUCCCAAAGCAAUGUACAGUCACCUACAGAGAAUGGAUGGGGAAAAAGUUGAAGGUAGUGAAAACUCCAGAUGUCUUAAGUCUGUCAGUGGAUAAAGCACGACACGAGAUGAGAAAGUGCGUUGCUCUUUGCCCCCCUGGACCAAAUGUUCUCCUGCUGUCAGUGAAGCCGUCUGAUUUCAAUGAAAUAGAUAGGCAAAAAUUAAAGUUCAUCUUGAGUUUCUUUGGUGAAGAUGCUUUAAAAUACUUAAUGGUCGUCCAGACACAAACUGGGGAGGUGCAGAAUUCUUCCGUGAACCACAUCAUCCGAGACUGCAGACAAAGGCAACACAGCAUUGACUUUGAUAGAAAAGAUCUUUCCGAACAUGAUUAUCAAGAACUGAUUGAACAGAUGGAGAAGAUAGUGAUGGACAACAAAGGAGGACAUCUUAACUGUACUGAAGGGACUGAUUCCAUGACGGAAGCUGUGACCUCAAAACCUCCUCUGAACUUAGUAUUAUGUGGGAGACACGAAGCCUGGAAGAGUUUAGUAGUUGAUGCCAUCCUGGGUGAAAGAAAGUUUGGUCCACUUGCAAACUCAUUAGAGGGUGUUAAACAUCAGGGAGAGAUUAGUGGAUGUCAAGUUUCCCUGGUGGAGCUGCCUGCUUUGUACGGAAAACCUCAGGACGCAGUGAUGGAGGAAUCAUUCAGGUGUAUGUCCCUCUGUAAUCCUGAGGGCGUCCAUGCCUUCAUCCUGGUCCUACCUGUGGGUCCCCUCACUGAUGAAGACAAGAAAGAGUUAGCGGCCAUGCAGAACACAUUCAGCUCUCAAGUAACCGACUUCAUCAUGAUUCUGUUCACUGUGAAGUCUGAUAUUAAUUCUCCAGUCGUCGUAAGGUGUCUAAGGGAGAAUAUGCAAAUCCAGGAAAUCCGUCGGAGCUGUGGAGAACGAUUUGUUGUCUUCAACGUUAGAGACAAGCAGCAUGUUUUCCAUGUGUUGCACACUGUGGAACAGAUGAGAGCUGGUAAAUCCAGAUGUUUCACAAAGGAAAUGAUGGCCAAGCCCCGGGUGAAGACGAUUGCACACCAACAAUCUGUACCAAAGAUGGCUGGUUAUAAACUUCAGAGCAGAGAGUGUCUCAGGAUGGUGCUGAUUGGGAAGACUGGCAGUGGAAAGAGUGCCACCGGAAACACUAUUCUGGGCAGACCAUGCUUCACAUCCAGAACCAGCCCAAACUCAGUGACCAUGAUCUGCAAGAAAGCAACAGGAGAGAUUGAUGGACGGCCUGUGGUCAUAGUCGACACCCCCGGCUUGUACGACACAACUCUGACCCACAAUCAAGUUAAACAGGAGCUUGUGAAAUGUGUCAGCAUGUUGUCUCCUGGACCUCACGUGUUCUUGUUAGUGCUGCAGAUCGGCCGCUGUACACAGGAGGAGAAAGAUACUGUGGAACUGAUCAAGGAGUUUUUUGGCAAGAACUCAGAAGACUACAUCUUUGUUCUCUUCACCAGAGGAGAUGAUCUUCAAAAUCAAACAUUUGAGAAAUAUAUACAGGAUGACAGGAAAGGCUUUGUUGACAAACUGAUCGAUGACUGUGGAGGAAGAUACCAGGUCUUCAACAACAAAGAUCAGAGUCGCGCUCAAGUCACAGAGCUACUGAGCAAAGUUGAAUCAAUGGUGAAAAAAAAUGGUGGUGGCUGCUACACCUCUGAGAUGUUCCAAGAUGCUGAGGCAGCCAUACAAAAGGAAAUGAGGAGGAUACUGAAGGAAAAGGAAGGAGAGAUACAGAGAGAGAUGAAGGACUUCAAAAGUAAACAUAACAAACGAAUGCAAGCAAAGAAAAAAGAGUUGGCAGAACAAAAAACCAAAUCUCAACGACAGAAGGAACUGAACAUCGAAGUAAUCAAGGAAAUGGGGGAACGCAUUGAGAAGGAAAAGGAAAAGAUGAGGAGAAAGGAAGAAGAAAUAAAAGCAGAGGAAAGGAAGUCAAAAAGACAGGAAGAAAUUGAACAGAUGCAGCGGGAACAAAAUCGACUUGAAAUGCUUCAACACGAAUACGAACAACAAAGAAAAGACUACGAAAUCAAAAGAAGAGAAGGUGCAAUCAGAAAAGAACAAGAGGAGGAAGAACUAAAUGAACUACAAGAAACUCUUGAGAAAAACCUGGCAGUAAUUAAGAAAAAACACGAAGAAGAGGCCCGAAAGCAAGCUGAAGAAUUCAAUGACUUCAGACAAAGAUAUGACGAUGACUAUGCAGCUCUGGCGGAAAAGCAUGACAAGGAAUUGGAGUUUCUGAAGGAGAAGCACCUCAAACACAAUGACUUGAUAGUCCAGCAGCUGAGCAAACACAAACCAUAUCGGAAAGACUUCAAGAGACUGAAGAAAAGACAAGAAGAUGAAAUGAAUGAACUUAUCGGCACAAUUCGUUCCCCAAAUGACGAAGAUCUGACCAAAGAAAUCAUUGAACUGAAGGCAGUACACGAGGAAGAACUAAAUAACUGGAUACAAGAACAUGUAAAGAAAGCCAGAGAGAAGACCUGCACCAUUUUGUAG
Molecule: messenger RNA, 2874 nt
Organism: Epinephelus moara (kelp grouper)
Lineage: Eukaryota; Metazoa; Chordata; Actinopteri; Perciformes; Serranidae
Product: GTPase IMAP family member 8-like
Exons: 3
Coding region: 226-2874 (882 amino acids)
Molecular function (GO): GTP binding
Source: RefSeq, a predicted model, not a curated record